Castor canadensis (American beaver) is the source of this 1902-nucleotide messenger RNA. NCBI's taxonomy places the organism in Eukaryota, Metazoa, Chordata, Mammalia, Rodentia, Castoridae. The record is from RefSeq and is a predicted model, not a curated record.
UUUGGUUCGCAGACAUGGGCACACCACAGAAGGAUGUUAUAAUUAAAUCAGAUGCACCUGACACCCUGUUACUGGAGAAACAUGCAGAUUAUAUUGCAUCCUAUGGCUCCAAGAAAGAUGAUUAUGAAUACUGUAUGUCUGAGUAUUUGAGAAUGAGUGGCAUCUAUUGGGGCCUGACAGUAAUGGAUCUCAUGGGACAGCUUGAUCGCAUGAACAGAGAAGAAAUACUGACAUUUAUCAAGUCAUGUCAACAUGAGUGUGGUGGCAUAAGUGCCAGCAUUGGACAUGAUCCUCAUCUUUUGUACACUCUUAGUGCUGUCCAGAUCCUUACUCUAUAUGAUAGUAUUAAUGUUAUUGAUGUAAAUAAGAUUGUGGAAUAUGUUCAAAGUCUACAGAAAGAAGAUGGUUCUUUUGCUGGAGAUAUUUGGGGAGAAAUAGAUACAAGAUUCUCCUUCUGUGCAGUGGCAACUUUGGCUCUCUUGGGGAAGCUUGAUGCUAUUAAUGUGGAAAAGGCAAUUGAAUUUGUAUUGUCCUGUAUGAACUUUGAUGGUGGAUUUGGUUGCAGACCUGGUUCUGAAUCUCAUGCUGGGCAGAUCUAUUGUUGCACAGGAUUCCUGGCUAUUACUAGUCAGUUGCAUCAAGUAAAUUCUGAUUUACUUGGCUGGUGGCUUUGUGAAAGACAGUUACCCUCAGGUGGACUCAAUGGAAGGCCAGAGAAGAUUAAAGCAGAGCUGCCUCAAAUUCGUGAUCCUCCUACCUCAGCCUCCCUACUGUUGGGAUUUCAGGUGUGUACCAUCAUGCUUGGAUUGAGGUUUUUGGUUUGGUUUGGUUUUAGGAAAACCCAUCUUUUGCCAUUUGGUGUGGAGGAAAGGUUAUUACUUCCACGUGUACUUAGUUAAAUUAGAUCUGUAAAGGCCAUAGCCUAUUAGUUAAUAUAGGUUGAGUGUCUACUCUGGAUCCAAAUUGGUCCAAAAUCUGAAAGUUUUGGAUGCUAACAUUAUGUUGUAAAGUGGAAAAUUAAUUUCUGACCUCAUGAUGGGUUACAACAGACAUGUUGUGCAAGGUAGAAACCUUGCAUAAAAUUACCUUCAUUUCAGUGAAACCCUUUGUACAACCUAUUGGCUAAUAAAAAUGUACAGUUCUUCAAGCUAUGUGUGUAAAGUACACAUGAAUGUUUAUGGAAAUGUUCGGAGAGUUAAUUCUAUGCUGUGGUCUUGCAACAUUGUCUUAUAGAGCUCACAGAUGUGACUGCUAAACCUUUCUGUGCAUUACCUUUUGUAUUUCAUAGCAAAAUCAAAGCUAAUGGCUAUUAGAUUGUAGUCUUAACUUUGACUCAAGUGCUGUAGCUUGCUCUUUCCCUGACCUGUGAAUUGCCAUUGGUGGUGCUUUCAUCCAGCUGAUGCAGCUUUCUAAACUUUGUUUGCUCUGUAAGGAAAUAGGAUCUUCAAUAGUCUGAUUUUUAAAGAGCUGAGAAACUGUCAAUGUAUAGAAAAAUGGGUGGCCGUUGGGAACAUUAAGAACCUAUACUUAGCAAUCUGGGGCAGCUUUAAUGUGCUUCAUGAAUCUUUCACGGGGCUCAUUAAAAUGCAGAUUAUGAUUCAGGGUAGGAUGUGCAUUUCUUAUAAACUCAUAACCACAUUUGAGGACCCCAUCUUUUGGUAAGUGUGUAUUCACAUGGACAGUGGUUGGUCAAAGUGCUCCACCUUGGAAAAUGGAACAUCACCAUAGAUUUCAUGAGCCUAUACUACUAGCCUCUUGAUUAAGGGGCUGAAUUGGGCAUUAAAAAAGGCAGAUGGAUGGUUGGUCUUCUCAUUACAACACUCGCUUGUAGAUGUUUUGUUUGGGGUUUUGUUUUGAUAUAUUCUUGAAUUCUAAGCUGUCCUUAAGCUCUCCAUCCUCAUG